Sardina pilchardus (European sardine) is the source of this 1067-nucleotide messenger RNA. It is a transcript of the gene raly, whose product is annotated as RALY heterogeneous nuclear ribonucleoprotein. Bases 180 to 1067 code for a protein of 295 amino acids. The transcript has 8 exons. Gene Ontology annotation, cellular component: nucleus. The record is from RefSeq and is a predicted model, not a curated record. Gene Ontology annotation, molecular function: RNA binding. NCBI's taxonomy places the organism in Eukaryota, Metazoa, Chordata, Actinopteri, Clupeiformes, Clupeidae.
UUUCCGCCGUCUCUUGCGUUCUCCUUCUGUCGCUCUCUUGUUGCUCUUUCAACAUUUUUAAUCUCUCUCAGAUUUUCCCUGGACCCCUUGUACUCCUCAGGCUGUGAGCACUGGGACCAAGCUCCAAUUAACCCAAAUCACCGCUGGUCAGAGUAGACAGGUAUCUUCACUGAGCCAAGAUGUCUCUGAAGGUGUCGACGAGCAAUAUCACCAACAAGAACGAUCCCAAGUCCAUCAACUCCCGCGUCUUCAUAGGCAACCUGAACACCGCCGUGGUCAAGAAGUCCGACGUCGAGACCAUCUUCUCCAAAUACGGCCGCGUGCUCGGCUGCUCCGUGCACAAGGGCUACGCGUUCGUGCAGUACGCCGGCGAAAGACACGCCCGCGGCGCAGUCAUCGGCGAAAACGGACGCGUGCUCGCCGGACAGACUCUGGAUAUCAACAUGGCAGGUGAGCCCAAACCAAACCGACCCAAAGGCCUGAAGAGGUCGGCUGCUGCUCUCUACAGUGGCUAUGACUUUGACUAUGAUUACUACAGAGACGAUUUCUAUGACAGGCUGUUUGAGUAUCGAGGUCGAGUGUCCCCGGUGCCCCGUGUGGUGCCAGUCAAGCGCCCCCGUGUGGCCAUGCCUCUGGUGCGCAGGGUCAAGGCUCUGCCCGUCAAACUACUGGCCAGGUCCUCCAUGCUGCCCGGUACUUCCAUUAAACAGAGACCAGUGAAAUCCAAUGAGCUGCAGGCCAUCAAGUCCGAGCUCACACAGAUCAAGUCCAACAUUGAUGCUCUGCUUGGCCGACUGGAAGAAAUCACAGAGGACAAAUACACAAGCACAGAACUGAGGAAGGAGGACUGUAAGAGCGAGGUCUCUCAGGAUGACUCGGGUUCAGAAGCGGAAGAGCUCGCAGACGACGACCAGGCCAGCGAGGUGGAGGAGGGAGAGGAGGGCACACAGGACGAAUGUGACGACGACAUGGUGAGGGAGCAGAGAGGGCUGAACUGCAGGCAGGCAGCCAGAGGGGAUGAGAGGCAACACCAAGCUCCAAAAGGCUCUAGAAUGGCCUGCCUCUGA